GAAGCUUUUUGAAACCAAACGGCAGUUGUCGCCUCCUCUCUGCCUGAGGUACCGGAAACGGUGGGGAGCGGUCCGUACACAUCUCCGGACACGGUCGUCCAUAUGGCCGUAUAACGUACAUUACUGUGGUUCUAUUCUAAGUAAGUGCAGCGGGCGGGCGGCUUGUUUGUCUGCGGGUUUUCCUCGUUUGGAAGGAGCACGAUGGACACUGAAGAUGUCGCAGCGCUGCGGGCAGAGCUUGAUCGUGUGUCAGCCGAGCUGCAGGAGACGACGGAGGAGAAGUUCCAGGCUGCUCAGUACGGGCUGGCCGUGUUGGAGGAGAAUGCAGAGCUAAAGCAGAAGUAUUGUGACCUAGAAGCUGAAUGUGACGCGCUGAAGCUGGAAUUAAAGCAGAUGAAGGAGGCGCUGGCAGAAGCCUACAGCAACCAGAAAAGAACAGCUGCCGAUGGGGAAAAUAGAGAAGAAAGUCUGCUAAAGGAAACUGCCUCCAAGGAAGCAAAGCUCACGGGAAAGAUUGAUGAGCUGCAGAAUGAACUAAGGCAGAUGAAGUUGUUCCUGACUAAUACCUCGGCAGACAAUGAGCGUCUGAACCUUGUCAUACAGAACCUGAGGAAGGAGUGUCAAGACACCGAGAAGGAGAAAGUUCCACUGCGAGAGGAAAUGAAACAGUGCAAAAUUAGGGAAAUGAGACACCUCCAAGACUUCUCUGAGCUGGAAGAAGAAAAUAUCUCUCUGCUGAAACAAGUCUCCGUAUUGAAGGAAAACCAGGUGGAUUAUGAAGGCAUGAAACAUGAACUGAAAAGAAGAGAUGAAGAAAUUGAUAUAUUGAAUGGUCAGCUAGAUGAGCUGGUGCGGUUGAAGGAUAUCGCCGAGCGUCAGCUUGAGGAAGCCCUGGAGUCGCUGAAGAGCGAAAGAGAACAGAAAAAUGAACUCCGGCGAGAGAUAUCGGGAUACCUAAGCUAUGAUUCCAUAGGGAACCUUCAGACCAACUUUGAAGACAAAAACGAAGAGUUUGACAGCGGAUAUAACUCUGGUGGCCUGAACAAGUCAAAUGGAGAAAUCCUAAUGUCCACUCCACGUCACAGCGACAUCUUCCAUCCCGGCCCUAACCUGGCAUCCGAUCUCUUCACUGAACUCAGUCUGACGGAAAUUCAGAAACUCAAGCAGCAAUUACUGCAGGUCGAUCAGGAGAAGGCCGAUAUGGAGAUUAACAUUCAAGAAAUCGGGAGGAACUUGGAUGAGAUGCGCAUGGACCUAUGUAAUGAGCAACAGAGAAAUACCGAACUGGUGGAACAAGUGAAGAGUCUCCAGAAAGACAGUAAUCGUAGACACCAAAUGGACAAUGCAGAUGAAAUUUCAACAUGUACCUGUGGACAAGAAGGGGCAGACAUGUUAAGACUGGAGAAGGAACUGAAAGAAGUAAAGCAGAGACAUGAAGUGUUUGAAAAGAGGUACCAAGAAGAAAAACAAGAGUGGGAGGUGAACAGGCAGGUGGUGGCCAAGGAGCUCCAUACGUCUGCCAGAUCAGAAAAUGAUGACCGAGGACUCUUGUCUGUUCUUCAGGAGGAGUUGAGGACGGCAAGGAGACUGCACUGUGACUUUCAGAGCAAGCUGAACUUGGCACAGGACGAGCUACUAUCCUUCAUAGAAGAGCUCGCCCAUCUUUAUAAUCACGUCUGUAUGCGCAGUAACCUGACGCCCCACAGAGUCAUGCUCGAUUACUUCCGAGAUGGCAAAGGGGCCAAGUUGCAUUUUAGAAAGAGAAAGUCUUCCGAUUUUUUUGGUAAACUUCUGGUAAACCCUGACUUGGAGAUAACUGACCUUCGCAGUGGUGACCACUCUCCACUGAGUAGUCCAGACUCCUCCAUCGGGUCUGAUUUUGGAGACCCUGCUAGAGAACCUCUCAGCAUCACCCACCUUAUUGCAGUUGUGAAAGACCAAUUGAAGCAUCUGCAGGGUGCCCUGUCAGUGUCCUGGCACCACACGUCACUUGAAUCAAUUACGUCUGAAAUGGACAAGGAGAAAGAGGUUUUGGUGGAAGAAGUCAUGAAACUGAAAGCUUUGCUGAGCACUAAGCGGGAACAGAUAGCUACUCUGAGGACUGUUCUGAAGGCUAACAAGCAGACAGCGGAGGUGGCCAUGUCAAACUUGAAGAGCAAGUAUGAGAAUGAGAAGGCACUGGUAUCGGAGAUGAUGCUGAAGCUGAGACAGGAGUUGAAGGCCCUGAAGGAGGACGCUGCUACUUUUUCAUCGAUGCGCUCAGUGUUUGCAAGCAGAUGUGACCAGUAUGUUAACCAGUUAGAGGACAUGCAGCGCCAGCUCGUGGUAGCCGAGGAUGAAAAGAAGACAUUGAAUGCCUUACUGCGGAUGGCUAUCCAACAGAAAUUGGCCCUUACUCAGCGCCUGGAGGGACAAGAAGCAGCUCAAGAUACCUCAAAGUCAAGUCGGUCAAAAUCUGCGACAAAGUCGAAAACUCGAUCAUCAAAAUCUAAAGUGAACUGACCGUAAAUUUGCUUCCACCAUCCUGGACUUUCCACAUUUCUCUGCACGGGGCCAGGAGCCACAGCCACAUUCCCACAUAAAGGACUUUUGAAGACGUCAUGCCCAACAGUAACAAGCUGCCCCAGCGUCCUGCUUGAAGCACAUAAUUCCUAUACCUCUUACUAACUUCUAGAUUUUUGAUCUGCUAGCAGGAAAUUCUCUUUUUGGGAGACAAAGUUGUAAUUUUUUAACUUGAAAUAUUUUAUCAGUUUAAAAAAAAAAAGUAUGUAUAUAAAGUUUUUAUUUUGAAAAGUGCCUUAAAAUGCUUAAAAGUCUACUAACUUAUUUUAGUCUUAAAAAAAAAAAAUCGCAUACGGUUUCCAUGUAAUUUUGCAAUUUUUUUUUUUUUUUUUUUUUGGCGAGAAAAUAUAUAUAUAAUUUUUUUUUUUUUUUUUAAAGACCGUAUUGCUGAAAAACUCUUUUGGAAACCUGACAUUCAGAAAUGUAAUAACGGUUGAUAGUAUUGGCUAAUUGUAAAUCACCGCUGUUUGGAGCCCCUUUUAAUGUAUUUGACAACUGCAGUAUUUUUUCCCUAUUUCUGUACUGUGAAAGGGUUGUCUGGCCAGACAAAAUUAAAAUUGAAAUUGAGUGCAACUACUAAUCUGCUUUCAGUAGCACAGUUGUCCUGAAGUCCUACUACAAACUCCAGUCCUGCUGCUUCCGAGUCUUCCAACACAUAUAGGAAUCUUCUCCUCCUUCUCUGUGUAGUGCCUUGUAUGAAAGGUACUGGCUGUGUGACCCGAUGCGAUAGCUAAGCCAGCUCUCAUCUGCAACAGCCAUAAUAGAGAUGGGUCUGGCUUAGCUAUUGCAUGGAGUUACAGAACCAGCCCCUGUAAAGCAUGACUCUAGCGUCAUGUUCAGACAAAGGACCACCUUCUCGGUCAAGUGCAGCAGAAGCGUACGCCAUCACCAGACUUCAACAUGUAUUCUGGUUUUAAUGAUUACAUUUAGGGAUGAGCAAACUUCAUAUUUUGAAGUUUGGUUUGGGGAAUAUGCUGCAUUGCGUUACGGAUUCCAUUACCACGGAAUGCCUACGUUAUGGUCCGUGGUAACAGAAUCCAUAACGCAAUUCACUAUAUACCCGAACUUCAAAAUAUGAAGUUCGCUCAUCCCUAAUUACAUUUAUUUAUCUAAAGAAUAGGAUGUUGAACAAUUUUCUAAUAUAAAUCUAUGUAAAAUUUUGCUCGCAUACCUUUAUUAUAUCCAUACAGCUGCCUCUCCCUAAAGAGGUCUGGCCCAUUUUAGUCCUUUUUAAAAUGCGUCUCUAGGAGAGCUGGAUAGGACUAAACAUGGCGUCAUGUGACCCUUACAAGUAUCAUAUGACCUUUCUUUCAGUUAACUGCCCAUGUAUCUAACAAGUGAAUAGUAGCGUAUUAAGGAGCAGAACAUGUAGAGCCACCAUUUUACAAAUCACCUAGAGCCAGGCGGCCAUGUAAAUACACAGUAAUUUGGUUACUACAGUAACUACAAUAAAAAUCUGCAUUCCACCACUAGUCCUAUUUACUCAUCAAAUGAACAUGUCCCGUGUGCUGACCCAGCACAGGUACGUCAUGUAACGCUGCUGCUUACUGAAUGUCAGGGAUUAUAUGAUGUGAAGUGUCACAUGACUGGUGGAAUGUUCCACUUAGGCCACAGAUACAUUACCCAGGACUACAUUGUAUUGUGCAUAUAGGGGUCAUCUGUCUGAUAGAAGUAAGGUAUGUACAGUUGUGUUCAGAAUUAUAGCAGGGUGUUUAAAAAAGUGAAUAAAGCUCAAAAUCCUU
Molecule: messenger RNA, 4304 nt
Organism: Bufo bufo (common toad)
Lineage: Eukaryota; Metazoa; Chordata; Amphibia; Anura; Bufonidae
Product: protein bicaudal D homolog 2-like
Exons: 10
Coding region: 202-2502 (766 amino acids)
Biological process (GO): regulation of microtubule cytoskeleton organization; protein localization to organelle; microtubule anchoring at microtubule organizing center
Cellular component (GO): Golgi apparatus; cytosol
Molecular function (GO): cytoskeletal adaptor activity; dynactin binding; dynein complex binding
Source: RefSeq, a predicted model, not a curated record